AUGGCACUCUCUGGGGCUCCUCCGGAUGAUAUUCCUAAAUCUAAUCCCGCUGCGUCCGCGGAAUAUGACAAGAAAUGCAUUUUCUGCAAAAUAGUAAACAAGGAAAUGGGAACGGAGCUACUUCAUUAUGAUGAAGAAAUCACCUGCUUCAAAGACAUCAGGCCAGCAGCUCCGCAUCAUUAUCUGGUGGUCCCAACUAAACAUGUUGGCAACUGCAAGUCUCUCUCAAAAGACCAUGUCCCUUUAAUAAAACGAAUGGUUGAUUUGGGGAAAGAGAUCCUGGAAAAAAAUAAUAUAACAGACCUGGGCGAUGUACGGUUUGGUUUCCAUUGGCCUCCGUUCUGCUCCGUCACACACCUGCACCUCCACGUGUUGGCCCCAGUCACUCAGAUGGGCUUCUUGUCUCGUUUCAUGUACAGACUUAACUCCUAUUGGUUUAUAACAGCAGACCAACUGAUAGAGCUGCUCAACUCGAAGGCAGAGACAAACUGA
Knipowitschia caucasica is the source of this 492-nucleotide messenger RNA. Lineage: Eukaryota; Metazoa; Chordata; Actinopteri; Gobiiformes; Gobiidae. The record is from the annotation of a GenBank genome assembly.